AUGGCAACACGAAACGUCGCCUCGAAAUAUCUCCAGGCGUUGGAAGAUACCUCACCAACCAGAUCACCUUUGAAGCAAAGUCUGAAAUUCAACACAAACACUCCGCUGAAAAACACUAAACAUGACUCUCCAGACUUGGAUGAUUUGGCCAGACAGAUGAACAUUGAAGUUUCAAACUCAAACUUGUCCAUGCUAAGGACCCGCUUUGAUUCUCCAUCUGCAACUGUGUCUUCUUUCAAGAUCUCGCCUAGGAAAGCAGAUAAUUACAACACUAGCCCUUCAAAAUUAAGACCUCAGGAAUCGAUAAAGAAGGUUGCCCAUUCAACAGUGACUACUGCGCCUCGCCAAAAUCAGUCGUCUUCACUGGUAUCUGGUGGCCCUGGAUAUGAAUACUUGUGCCGCAUUCAAGCAAUUAAAGAAUGGUUACAGAUUGUUCUUGAUGAAAAAAUUCUGCAGUCGCCAGUGGAACUCAUUUCUUACAUCAGAAAUGGUAUUUAUUUGGCCAAGCUAGCUAAUGUCAUUUUGCCCAAGAAACGACCCGUUUACACUAACGAUACCAAACUAGAGUUCAGACACACGGAAAAUAUCAACCGCUUCUUCCAUUUACUAGACUACUUAGAUGUUCCUGAUUUGUUUCGCUUUGAGCUCACAGAUCUUUAUGAUGCAAAGGAUGUGCCCAAAGUGUGGUACUGUUUACAUGCCAUGAGUCAUAAAAUCAACCAGUUCAACCCUUCCUACCCUGCAAUGGAAAAUUUAGUGGGGCAACUUGAUUUCAGCGAAUCUGAUAUCAAGACAGCCACAAAAUCUUUGGUUAAUGGGCAUUUACCUAACUUCUCGAGUGCUGAUUCUGGUCAACCGGGAUCUCCUCUGAGAAAUACAUACAUGGCUAAAACCAUGACAUUAAGUCCUGAGAAGGUGGUACACAAAGAAGAUUCGAGCCGAGAUGACAAAGCAAAACCAAACGAAAAUCCAUUCACAGAUGAUAAGUCCCCAGAGUAUACAGCUUCCAACUAUCGGUUGAACAGUGUGAAGAAGCCUGAUCUCUUUCCCUCGAAUACCCAAGAGCUUCAGUCUCCUCUUAAGUAUCGUUCUGAAACUUUCCCUGCCAAUUUUUGA
Clavispora lusitaniae ATCC 42720 is the source of this 1116-nucleotide messenger RNA. Lineage: Eukaryota; Fungi; Ascomycota; Pichiomycetes; Serinales; Metschnikowiaceae. The record is from RefSeq and is a predicted model, not a curated record.